Messenger RNA from Naegleria fowleri, 417 nucleotides. RefSeq lists its product as uncharacterized. The record is from RefSeq and is a predicted model, not a curated record. Lineage: Eukaryota; Heterolobosea; Eutetramitea; Acrasida; Naegleriidae. Bases 1 to 417 code for a protein of 138 amino acids. The transcript has a single exon.
AUGCCACAAGAAUUCAAACAACAACAUCCAACCACAACAGCCCAACAAGAACAAGAGCAACGAGAACAUCCGAAUCCACCUCCUCGUUUCAUUCAUGACUAUACGACCGAUUUGAAGGCCAUUCAAGAACACGACAAACAGGAUUAUUUCCCUCGAUCGGAUCUUCAAAUGUUUCCUCACAUUCCUUUUGUGAGUUCCUACAAUUCAGGAUUGGUUCAAAAUGUCAUGUUCACAGGAGGAUGUGGAGAUGUUGGAGAUGCCAUGUCCACCAAACAACAAACACAAUACUCGAGUGAGGAUUUGAGAAGUGUCAUUCAUGAAUUGGAUCAAAGACCAUCUUAUGGAAAGAAGGAAGAAGAAAAAACAGAUUCUCAAAACAAGGAUGAAAAGGGAGAAGACAUUUCAAUGAACCCUUAA